AGCGUGUGUUCGUUCUUCCGGUGGAGAUGGCUGCGGCCGCGGUGGCGGUCGUGCGAGGGGGUCUCCUGCCCCAGGCGGGCCGGCUGCCCACUCUCCAGACUGUCCGCCAUGGCUCCAAGGCCGUCACCCGCCACCGACGCGUGAUGCACUUUGAGCGGCAGAAGCUGAUGGCGGUAACAGAGUACAUCCCCCCCAAACCUGCCAUCAACCCAAGAUGCCUGCCGCCUCCCCCCAGCGACCCCAAGGAGGAGACAGGCCUCAUCCGGCUCCUCCGGCGGGAGAUCGCGGCGGUGUUCCGAGACAACCGGAUGAUCGCUGUGUGCCAGAACGUGCCCCUGAGUGCCGAAGACAAGCUUCUCCUGCGGCACCAGCUGUGCAGGCACCAGAUCCUGACGAAGGUCUUCCCCAACCAGGUCCUGAAGCCCUUCCUGGAGCAGUCCAAGUACCAAAGCCUGCUGCCCCUUUUUGUGGGGCAUAACAUGCUGCUGGUCAGUCAGGAGCCCAAGGUCAAGGAGAUGGUGCGGAUCUUGAAGAGUGUGCCUUUCCUGCCACUGCUCGGUGGCUGUGUGGAUGACACCAUCCUCAGCAGGCAGGGCUUCGUCAACUACUCCAAGCUGCCCAGCCUGGCCCUGCUGCAGGGGCAGCUGGUCGGCGGGCUCGCCCUCCUCACGGCUCAGACCCACCACCUGCUGCAGCAGCAGCCUGUGCAGGCGACGGCCCUUCUGGCUCAGUACGUCAGACAGCAACAAGAUGGAGACUCCGCCGUGUCUGCCAGCGGGAAGCCGGACCCUCCUGGCCCUGUUCCGGACUCCUAACCGGCCCAGUUCACCCAGCCCUGCCCACACAAAUGCUCUGCCCCACUUGGUUGUGCAGGGGCCUGGAGGAACUUGGGGUGGGGAGUGGCAUUUGUGACUCGGCUGCCGCCGACAGCAGCGUCCUCUGGCACAGACCUCGCUGGAUGCAGAGGGCUCCAGAGGGGAGGCUGUUGGAUCCUGUCACUGUCCGUCCUUUUCCCGGCUUGGGACUUGGCACGAGCAAAGGCUCUUUUUCAGCUGUCCAGGCCCAAGGAGGAGAAGCUGAAGAGAUGAGGGCACCGACCCUGCCUCCUCCUUGAUCACGGUCCCCAGUCUGUCCCCUCACACGUUCAGGAGCUCAGGGAGUGUCCUAGGAGUGGCACCCUUGAGAGCUUGCUGAGUACCAGGUUCCAUGCUCAGCCAUGUCUGUCUUUCAGUUCCUUCGUUCCCUACCAUGCUGCCCUCAUUGUCAGAGAAGAAAAUGAGGGGCAGAGAAGCUGAACAGCCUGCACAAGGCCACACAGCUGGCAGGUGGCGGAAUGGGCACUUGAACAGGCCCACUCUGCUUGCCAGACCUACCCUGAAUUUUGACAUCAGAGCUUUCUCCUUAGCUUACCCAGAAGUGGGUGCCAGGUGUGCUCGGAUGGGACUUCUCCGCCCUCAGGGCGUGCCGGGUUGUGGCUUUAUGAUCAAAUAAAAUGUGUUUUCCUUGCA
Molecule: messenger RNA, 1508 nt
Organism: Lepus europaeus (European hare)
Lineage: Eukaryota; Metazoa; Chordata; Mammalia; Lagomorpha; Leporidae
Gene: MRPL10
Product: mitochondrial ribosomal protein L10
Exons: 5
Coding region: 27-815 (262 amino acids)
Biological process (GO): translation
Cellular component (GO): mitochondrial large ribosomal subunit
Molecular function (GO): structural constituent of ribosome
Source: RefSeq, a predicted model, not a curated record